AUGGGGCUGCCCACCAUCAUCGAAGAACAAAAAUUCUGUCGCUAUUGCGUGACCGGCACCGUGCCCUGCCACAAGUUCAUCGAGGAGCCGUGGCUCGAGGAAAAGCUGAAGCUGAAUGCAGAGAGGGCCGGCACAGGACUGUCACCUUCGGAUGGGGAAGCGGACAACACCACAGCCCGACCAGCCGGCUGCCACCCGGCCUGGGAGUUCAUGCAGCUGCUCACCACCGACCUCGACCAGCUGCAGGAGAGGGUUUGCCGUCGAAGGUUUUCAGGAUGUCCUUCCCUGGGUGAACUGACGUGCCACCGCGUCCAGGGCCUUCCGAAUGCAGCACCCGAUUGCCGCCCCGCCGAACAAUACGCCUACGCCACCGGCAAGGACCCGCUCAUCACCGACACUGACGUCCUCUGCGUCCCGCUGGGUGGCAACGCUUCUUCGGCAGUCUUCAGCUCAGGCGCCGUCAUGCCCAUUCUCAUCUUCCUCUACACGCUCAACCAGAUGGCC
Molecule: messenger RNA, 504 nt
Organism: Mesorhabditis spiculigera
Lineage: Eukaryota; Metazoa; Nematoda; Chromadorea; Rhabditida; Rhabditidae
Source: the annotation of a GenBank genome assembly